Molecule: messenger RNA, 740 nt
Organism: Nothobranchius furzeri (turquoise killifish)
Lineage: Eukaryota; Metazoa; Chordata; Actinopteri; Cyprinodontiformes; Nothobranchiidae
Gene: tmem14cb
Product: transmembrane protein 14Cb
Biological process (GO): regulation of heme biosynthetic process
Cellular component (GO): mitochondrial membrane
Source: RefSeq, a predicted model, not a curated record
CACGUGUUUCCGGUGAAACUUAGAAGUUUGUCAUUACCAUCGACAUUACUUGUUUCAAACUUAAUUUGGUAUCCUUGAAAUAUCUGCUACUGCAGAGAAAAGCUUCGGAUAAUAUGAUGUAAUGUUUUUCGAACUGCGUGCGAUAAAAAGACUAAAUCCGGAGUUUUUGUUGCUAAUCUGCUAAACAUUAGCAGCUAGCUUGUGGUGGUUGUGAUGGAAAUCGACUGGAUUGGAUUCAGCUAUGCUCUCCUCGUCUCAACAGGAGGAGUUGUGGGUUAUGUUAAAGCAGGAAGCGUCACCUCCCUGGUGGCAGGACUCCUGUUCGGCCUGUUGGCUGCUGUUGGUGCCUAUCUGACAUCUCGUAAUCCCAAGAAUGUGUGGCUCUCACUGGGAACUGCAGGAUCUUUGGCUGUAAUGAUGGGACAGAGGUUUCUAAGCUCCUGGAAGUUUAUGCCAGCUGGUCUAGUGACUUUAGCAAGUGGACUGAUGCUGGUAAAGAUUAUCCGUGGAGCAUUGAAGUCACGACAACACAAAUCUUGAACAUUUUCAGAAAUAUUUUAAGAUGACUGUAAAUAGAACGUGAAGCAUUCACAGCUGUAUGAUCAUGUGACAGUCUUAUGUCUUUUUUAAAAAAUAACUUAGAAAAUCUCAAAGUACAUGGCCGAUGUUCUACAGGAAGAUGUUUUAUCAUUUAAAAAUUAUAUUUUUGCUGUUAAUAAAAACAUGUUAAUGAUGAACAA